This is a messenger RNA of Pseudomassariella vexata, 2037 nucleotides long. RefSeq lists its product as uncharacterized. Gene Ontology annotation, cellular component: nucleus. The transcript has 2 exons. Bases 1 to 2037 code for a protein of 678 amino acids. The record is from RefSeq and is a predicted model, not a curated record. NCBI's taxonomy places the organism in Eukaryota, Fungi, Ascomycota, Sordariomycetes, Amphisphaeriales, Pseudomassariaceae.
AUGCAUAGCAACUUUGAGCCAGAGGCGUGGGACUGUGUAGUGACAUCUGAACCCGAGGAUGUGUACGUGGAUUCGGCGACUCGUUCGCCUUCAACGGAUCCAAAAAGUAUUCUCUCGCAGUCUUCGCACUCACGGCACAACAGCUCAGAAUCGUCCAACUUUCCGGGACCGGGACACAACAGCUCCUUGCCAGCGCUGCAAAUCAAGGGUGGUGCUGACUACGAUGGUCUCGAGCCGUUGGCCGAGGAAGAGAUUGACCCGGCGUCUUUUGACUUGGUAGUACCGGCACACGCGCUCGGCAAACAAUAUUCUCUGGAGACUCAGUCGGAGCUCCUGUUCUCGGUGAAGCAUCUUGGUGUCAUAUUCGAAGACCCGCUCCUGCUGCAACGAUUCACCAACUUCCUCUACUCAUCACGCCCUCGUUCCGUGCCCUUGCUGGUGUACUAUUUGGACGCGUUAAAGGCCCUUAAAGCCAUUAAUUAUGCCAACGCCGUUACGGCGGCGCUGAAUCCUAUCGAGGGUUUAGAUUAUACCGAGAGCUCCAUCCUCUCGACGGUCAACAACCCAUUGCAGGAGAGGGCCGACAAGGCUUUUGAGACACUCGCAAAUCAUGACUUGCCGGCGUAUAUCACUCACACUUACGUCCAAACUGUGAGCUUGACCAUCAAAAGGAGGAUUUCCGACACUCUGCCUCUUCACUUGAGAGACAUGUCGGAAGGACUGGCCGAAGUGUUUUGCUUGACGGAUCCAUCAAGACCAGACAGUCCCAUCGUCUUUGCUAGUGAAGAAUUCCAUAAGACGACUCAAUACGGCAUGAACUACGUCUUAGGCCGGAAUUGCCGAUUUUUACAAGGUCCAAAGACAAACCCCUUUAGUGUGCGCCGUAUCCGCGAGAAACUCGACGCUGGCCAGGAACACUGCGAAACGUUUCUCAACUACCGUCGUGACGGGUCCCCAUUUAUGAACCUUCUCAUGAUUGCCCCCUUGUACGACAGCCGCGGCAUAGUGCGCUACCACAUUGGCGCCCAGGUCGACGUUUCGGGUCUUGUAAAAGAGUGUUCUGGCCUAGAAUCGCUCGAGCGUCUCAUGGCACGGGAAAUGCCACAGUCGUCACACCCCGCAGACAUUGCCGUCAAGACGAACGGCGAGGACGAACAAGGCAAGAAGGACGAGUUCCGGGAGUUGACCGAGAUGUUUAGCCUGCAAGAACUGAAGACGGUGCGUGAAGCGGGUGGCAGUCUGCAUCGUGUCCACCAGCAAGAGAUCCAUCAAACCGAGGGAGUGCUCAACUGGCACAAACCACGCCUGCUCAUCCGGGACGAUGCUACGAUUGGAAGGAAGACGUCAGAUCCUAUGCUUGACGUUUCCGCCAACAUAGUCAAUGGCGGCCGUCUUAGUGGCGUCUACGAACACUACCUACUUGUUCGCCCUCAUCCGAGCCUGCGCAUCCUAUUUGCCUCACCGUCAUUACGUGUCCCUGGCAUGCUACAGAGCAGCUUCAUGUCGCGCAUCGGCGGCAGUGGUUUAGUGCGUGACGCACUCGGCCAGGCCUUCGCCGACGGCCACGGUGUCACCGCCAAGGUGCGCUGGCUGUCCAGGAGCAGCCAGUCCGUCUCCAACGGCCGCAGUCGCUGGAUCCAUUGCACACCACUUCUCGGCAGUAAUGGCGCCGUAGGGGUCUGGAUGGUGGUGCUCAUCGAUGAUGAAGAGUCAUCAUCCAAACGAACGGCGAGGGAUGCGCCCCCUGUUAAGCCCACGAAGCGUAUCCAGAGGCAGUUUGACGACGGGCAAAGCACUGAUGGGGACAAUAUGAGUUUGUCGAGCUUUGCGGCUGCCCAUCGAGCCGUUGAUGAGGUUGGUGGUUUCUGCGAGCUGAGGUCCGAGCCGGAGUCAGGGGCAGGGCGUGGUGAAGUCGAGGGCGGUCAUGGUGGCUAUGGUGAUGUGAAGACGCCUUCGCGGACGCGGAAGUCGCCUGCACCGCAGGUUCAUUUUGCUGAGAGGCCGAACGGGUUCGGCGUCGCCACCAGCGAGGUUUGA